Molecule: messenger RNA, 1008 nt
Organism: Penicillium robsamsonii
Lineage: Eukaryota; Fungi; Ascomycota; Eurotiomycetes; Eurotiales; Aspergillaceae
Exons: 4
Coding region: 1-1008 (335 amino acids)
Source: RefSeq, a predicted model, not a curated record
AUGUCAGCGAAACGCCCCAGACUCAUCCCGGAACCCGCCAAGACGCAGCUGGCUCGAGCUUCUCCAGCUUUAAGCCAGCAUGCUGGACCAUCGAACCCAUCAAUCCAUUCCGACCAAGCUGGCAUCGCCCAUGAAGUUCAGCUGAACGACGAGACGGAACUUUACACGGUUAGUAAUGAGCUUAGUUUAACCGGGAGAUUUAUCCGCAAUGUCUGUGACCCAGUUAUCAAAGCCCUCGAACCGGUGCCAGGUAUGGCGUCAAUCCGAUUUGCCGAUUUUCAGGCAAUCUCCACCCCAGAAGACACUAUCCCAGACCUACGGGGCCCUCCUCCUAUCUGCGUCUCCGCCCGUAUACUUAGAAAUUUCGCUUACCCACCCCCGUCGGUGGCGAACCAAGUAGACACUAUCACAUCGGAUAGUGUAAUCAUUAACACUAACGGAUCUACCUCUACCCCUACAGUCGUUAACUGCCUUCAGAAGUUAUCAGAUCCAAGGGUCCAACACAAGGCGACCUGGUUAGUAACCAUGGGUGGAUCAACAGUGAUACUAAAGUGCUGGGGACUUCAAUACGAUGAGCUGUUUGAUGCGGAAGCGGAAGUCUAUAACCGCAUUUGGGCCCAGCAGCCGGCCGGCCAUCUCAGCUUCACCAAGUGGAUCUCUAGGGGGGAGAUUAUUUGCUCGAGCAUAUUUUCAUCGGGCUAUGUUCUCGUUCUGGAGCAGAGAGACGGGGUGCGGCUUGACCGACUGUGGCAUGCUCUAUCCGAGACUGAACGGGCUUACAUUCAGUCCGAAUGCCUUAAUGGCAUUCAUGCUUUGCGACAAGUGGGCAUCCGUCUUGAUGAUCCUGGCAAGCACAAUAUUCUCUAUGACAGAGAGAGUCGUGUGGUAACUCUGCUUGACUUUGAAAGUGCGCAAGAAUUAGAAAGUCACACAUAUAUCUCGACAUAUUUUGAGAUGGGUAUCAUAUUUGGCUCCGACCUUCUGUUAGGACGUCCACCUAGGAGUUAA